ACAACAUGUAAAGUAGAUUAAUCAAUUAAUGAGAUUUUAUUUUUUACUAGAAUUUUGCUCAGGAAUGGAAGGCUGGGAAAAGUUCUGUAAUUAUUAAUGUUUUGGUCUAGGUUGGAAAUAGGUCUAAUUAUUGAAUAUGUUUUGAUUCAGGUUAGGUUUUUUCAAGAGUGGUUGACUAAUGCUGUCUUGAAAGAACUAUGAAAAAUGCCUUUGAGAAUGGAGCUGUUAGUAAUGUCAACAUUGGCUGAUAGCCAAAAAUUAUUAGGCAUAUCAUUCAGAGUAUUAUCAUUAACAUCUAUAGAAUGAAAGAACAUGAGUGGUGAGCUUAAGCAACUCUUGGCAAACAAUCAAAUACAUUAUGUAUUAUGUGGGAAUACAUCAAAAUGUUUUUUUGAAAUGUAAACAAACUCUGCCCCUAUUACAAUGACCAGGAUCUCAGAAUAGGCUGAAGAAAAAAACAAUUUCUCAGGUACUGACAAGUCGAGGAUAGUAUGAGCAUUACAACAGCAUGUUGAAAUUGGCUGAAGUUAUCUUUUAAGCAACUCUUGGCAAACAACCAAAAACCGGUUGUUUUUUGGCAUGACCAUAUUUGUUCCCUCUGAUCAGACAGGGGACAAUAUAUUAGGUAGGGGCCAUUGAGUGGUCUGAUUCAAGCUCGUUUGUGGUUCUACACCUCAAGACAACACAAGAUGGAUCUCAGCUGUGUGGUGCUAUGCAUGUUGCACUUAGUGCUGAUGCUGGGUGUUUCACCAGGAAGGCUCGCAGUAGAUGCAGUGGCAGUGCCCAAGAAGAGGGGAAAGGCUGACGGUGGAGGAGUCAUCAAUCUCGGCAACAGAGAACAUACCUGGGAGCCCCACAUGAACGUCACAGCCAACUUUGGUGAAGUCGACGGUAUUAUGUCCUAUUUCUCAUUCCGGACCUUCGAUCCGGAGGGCGUGUUCUACUACGUACACUCCAAUGAGGGGGAGGACUGGUUCAUGCUCUCAUUGCGAGGAGGCGUCCCAGAGAUUCAGUAUGGCCAAUUAAGGAUGAAGGUCACUUUGACAGGUGGCCCAAAACUUAACGAUGGCGUCUGGCACAAACUGGAAAUCUACAGUGAGGAGGAGUUUUUGAGGCAGAAGGUGGACGGCAAGCCGGAGCUGAGGGUGAGGAUGUUCCAUGACCAGCCCGACCCCGGCAUGGUUGGAGCCCUCCACCUGGCGCUCGGCGGAAUCCUCAUCGACCCCGACAGGCUUCCCAUCAAGAUCAACCCUAUGAUGGAUGCUUGCAUUCGACAUGGGCGCUGGCUGAGCCUCAUCGCUCAAUGGGACAUCACUCCAAAGAAAAAGGAGAUCCCCUGCUUCAAUGACAUUAAACCUGGAAGUUUCUUCUCCGGUGGUGGACUCGUCAUCUUCAAUACCUCUGCCCUCCCUGAUUUUGAUUCAGACCAGAAAAUGGUCAUAAGUGUCCAUCCAUCUUCACACAAAUGGAGUGGCACUAUUCUGUCCAUGUGGUCCCCCCACACACACUUAAGACUCAUAAGUGUGGGUGCAGACGCUGAGGCGCAGAAGCUAUUUUAUCGAGUACAUUCAGGGGCCAACGCCACAGAAGAUUACUUCGAUAAGGACAUCAAGAGCUUUCAGCUGACCAUCGAAAAAGACAGCAUCACCUUUGAAGCACAUCAACAAUCUGGUAUCAUUCUGCAAUCCAAGACCAUCCUUGCACCACGAUGCAGUCAUGGCAUUGUGGAGCAGUGGGAAGAGGGAAUGCUUCUUGGUUUUGGUGGACUACUAGGAGAGGGUGGUGAAUACGAUGCCCCUGAUUCUGCAUACAUGGAGGGCUUUUUGGACUCGAUUUAUAUCCAAGGACAAAAAUGGGAUUUGGACCAAUCAUUGUUCAAGGAUGAGACGGUGUCUACACAUAGCUGCCCUAUUUGAAUGCAUAUUUGAAAGCAUUAAUGUACACUACUCUGUAUGAAUGUAUUGUUUUAAAAAUAAAUCUGAAUAUUUUA
Messenger RNA from Engraulis encrasicolus (European anchovy), 1990 nucleotides. Its product is annotated as sex hormone-binding globulin-like. Bases 690 to 1916 code for a protein of 408 amino acids. The transcript has 8 exons. Lineage: Eukaryota; Metazoa; Chordata; Actinopteri; Clupeiformes; Engraulidae. The record is from RefSeq and is a predicted model, not a curated record. Gene Ontology annotation, molecular function: steroid binding.